This is a messenger RNA of Oldenlandia corymbosa var. corymbosa, 1074 nucleotides long. Lineage: Eukaryota; Viridiplantae; Streptophyta; Magnoliopsida; Gentianales; Rubiaceae. The record is from the annotation of a GenBank genome assembly.
AUGAGCAACCGGGGAUCCAGUAACCACCGGCAAUCAUCAGUGUCGAGCUUCCGAUCUCGAUUUUCGUUUACAAUGCUCUCCAUGUUUGCCUGCAUGGCUUCGCUUUAUGUCGCCGGACGAUUGUGGCAGGAUGCAGAGAAUAGGGUCCAAUUAGUUCAAGAGCUCGAUAAACGCACCGGUCAGGGACAUUCUGCUGUGUCUGUUGAUGAGACUUUGAAGAUUAUAGACUGCAGGGAACAGCAGCAAAAGUUAGGAGCUCUUCAGAUGGAGCUGGAAAAGGCUAGGCAGGAAGGAUUUGUGUCAAAUUCUCUUGCAGGAAAUGGCGCGACAGAUGGAAAGAAAAAGCUUCUUGCUGUUGUUGGGAUCAUUACAACGUUUGGCCGCAAGAAUAAUAGAGAUGCAAUCCGUAAAGCGUGGAUGCCUGGAGGCGCUGCUUCAAAGAUUUUGGAGGAAAAGGGCAUCAUCAUAAGAUUUGUUGUGGGGAGAAGUGCAAAUCCUGGUGAUGGUUUAGAUAAGGACAUCAACAAUGAGAACAGGCAUCAAAAUGACUUCAUAAUUCUUGAUGAUCAUGUGGAGGCUGCUGAGGAGAGUACAAAGAAAGUGAAGAAGUUCUUUUCUCAUGCUGUGGAGCACUGGAAUGCUGAAUUCUAUGUUAAGGUCAAUGAUGAUAUCUAUGUAAAUAUUGAUGCUCUUGGGUCUGUACUAGCCAAUCAUUUGGAUAAGCCUCGUGUUUAUCUAGGUUGUAUGAAGUCCGGGGAAGUUUUCUCACAACCGACCCAAAAAUGGUAUGAACCUGAGUGGUGGAAAUUUGGGGAUAAAAAAUCAUACUUUCGGCAUGCUUCUGGAGAAAUAUAUGCUAUUUCACAGUCCGUGGCACAGUUUAUAUCAAUCAACAAGUCUAUGCUCCGAUCAUAUGCCCAUGAUGAUGUCAGUGCUGGAUCCUGGUUCAUUGGCCUUGAUGUAAAGCAUGUUGGUGAAAGGAAGUUUUGUUGCUCUUCCUGGUCGUCAGGUUCUUCUCUUUCUUUCUCCCCUCUACUCACUCCACAACCUCCACGUGUUUUGGUCUUUGGUUAA